Messenger RNA from Dermochelys coriacea (leatherback sea turtle), 3798 nucleotides. RefSeq names its product amyloid beta precursor protein binding family A member 2 (gene APBA2). NCBI's taxonomy places the organism in Eukaryota, Metazoa, Chordata, Testudines, Dermochelyidae. Gene Ontology annotation, cellular component: plasma membrane; dendritic spine; cytoplasm. The record is from RefSeq and is a predicted model, not a curated record. The transcript has 13 exons. The coding region runs from base 161 to 2422 and encodes 753 amino acids. Gene Ontology annotation, molecular function: amyloid-beta binding; protein binding. Gene Ontology annotation, biological process: chemical synaptic transmission.
UUAGUAGUCUCCGUGUGUGGCUCUGCUCUGAAGCCGUCACACAAAAGAGCUGGGGCGGCUGGUCCCGGUCGGUCUGUGAGGAGCAGGAGUGGAGGCGAGGGGGCGGCACAGUCCCAGCCCAGGAAUUGCUUAGAAAUGAUUGUCACCUAAGAAGUCAGCUAUGGCAAACAGGAAACGACAAAGCACUACAACCAACAUGCUGGAUCACAGGGUGAUACCUUGCCCUACUUCAUUUCACCACAGGGAGCCUGAAAGUGAGGAAAAUGACCUGCCUAGUGAAGAUUACAUAGCAAAGGAGGCAGAGCUAACAGCUAUCAGAGAAGAUAGCCCUACCCCUGUGGAACACGAGUGCAAUGAUAAUAGUGGAGAUGGCGAUUCCAGCUCUGAUUAUGUGAAUAAUACCUCUGAAGAGGAGGACUAUGAUGAAGGCCUGCCAGAGGAAGAGGAAGGGAUCACAUACUAUAUUAGGUACUGUCCAGAGGAUGACAGUUAUCUGGAAGGAAUGGACUGCAAUGGGGAAGAGUAUGUACCUCAUGAAGAACACCAAGUUGAAACUGAUGAAUGUCAAGAAGCUGUGGAAGAAGAAUGGACAGAAGCUAACAUCCAACACCAUGAUGAAAGUGAAGUGACAGAAGGGCAAGACUACCAAGAUAACUGUGUUCAGAUUUUGGAGGAUGAAGUAUCUUGUCUGGAAAUUCAAGACCAAGAAGAAAACAUACAAUACUGUCAAAAUGAAGAAAGCUAUCAGGAUUAUUAUCCACCAGAAGCUAAUGGAAACACUCAUGGGAUGUCGCCCUACCAUUCAAGGAAAGAAGAUGCUGAGUUGGAGGAGCAGGAAGAAGACAUUGACCAGAUUGUAGCUGAGAUUAAAAUGAGCAUGAGUAUGAGCAGCAUUAACAGUACAACAGAAAUGAGCCCUGAUCAUGGCGGGACUGAAAAUGUGCAAAAUGAUUAUAAAGAGACUUGUCCAAAAGGUGAUGCUGCUCGUAGUACCAACAGACAUGAAGGGAGGCCAAAAUCAUUGAAUAUUCCAGUUGCUUCAAAGCAUGUUGGAGAUAUGCCUAGAGGUUUUAAAACAAAGUCAAGAACUCCAGAAGACAGACAGAAAUGGCCACAAGAACAGGUGUGCAAUGGUUUAGAACAGCCAAGGAAACAACAACGUUCUGACCUAAAUGGACCAAUUGACAACAAUAAUGCACCAGAGACAAAGAAAGUGUCUUCGUUUCCAAGUUUUGUUGAUGUUCCAGGACCCUGUGAACCUGAAGAUCUCAUUGAUGGAAUCAUCUUUGCAGCCAAUUACUUGGGUUCUACACAGCUGCUCUCAGAACGUAACCCUUCCAAAAAUAUAAGAAUGAUGCAAGCUCAAGAGGCAGUGAGCCGUGUCAAGAGGAUGCAAAAGGCGGCUAAAAUCAAGAAAAAAGCGACUUCUGAGGGAGAUUCCCAGGCUUUGACUGAAGUGGAUCUGUUCAUCUCCACACAGAGGAUUAAAGUUCUGAAUGCAGAUACGCAGGAAACUAUGAUGGAUCAUGCGUUGCGCACAAUCUCAUACAUUGCUGAUAUUGGUAACAUCGUUGUUUUAAUGGCAAGACGCCGGAUGCCAAGGUCUGCUUCUCAAGACUGUAUAGAGACGACACCUGGUGCCCAAGAAGGAAAGAAACAGUACAAAAUGAUAUGUCAUGUCUUUGAAUCUGAGGAUGCACAGCUGAUAGCUCAAUCAAUUGGUCAGGCUUUCAGCGUGGCCUACCAGGAGUUUCUGAGAGCCAACGGAAUUAAUCCAGAGGAUCUCAGUCAGAAAGAAUAUAGUGACAUAAUCAAUACCCAGGAAAUGUAUAAUGAUGAUCUUAUACACUUCUCCAAUUCAGAGAACUGCAAGGAGCUGCAGCUAGAAAAGCAGAAGGGAGAAAUUCUCGGGGUUGUGAUUGUGGAAUCAGGAUGGGGAUCCAUCCUACCCACAGUUAUCCUGGCUAACAUGAUGAACGGAGGCCCUGCUGCUCGUUCAGGGAAACUAAGCAUUGGAGACCAGAUUAUGUCUAUUAAUGGAACCAGUUUAGUUGGUCUUCCUCUUGCAACAUGCCAAGGGAUUAUAAAGGGUCUUAAGAACCAGACGCAGGUGAAACUGAACAUUGUCAGCUGUCCUCCUGUUACAACCGUCCUCAUAAAACGACCAGACCUGAAAUACCAGCUGGGCUUCAGUGUACAGAAUGGAAUUAUUUGCAGCUUGAUGCGAGGUGGAAUAGCUGAACGGGGAGGGGUCCGAGUAGGACAUCGCAUUAUUGAGAUCAACGGCCAAAGUGUUGUGGCCACUGCUCACGAGAAGAUAGUACAAGCCUUGUCUAACUCAGUGGGAGAGAUUCAUAUGAAGACUAUGCCAGCUGCAAUGUUCAGGCUUCUAACUGGCCAAGAGACACCCCUGUACAUCUAGCACAUGAGGCUGUUUCUCUCAACAAAAGAACUAAAUGAUUCCAUCAAAGUUGAAGUCUACACAGAAGAAGUAAGAAUUUUGUAUUUUGUAUGAAUGAAAGGCUUUGAAACAGGACCUGAAGAUUCCACAAACUGAAUGGCCAAGCGUCUCUCCCUUGCCAAAAAGUGAUAACCAUCUUUAUCAAGGACAGUAAUCACUGACACAAAAUCUUUGUAAGACAUAGUAUUUUGCAACAUCUUCCAAACUCUUUAAACAUAUUUAUUUGUAAUCUCCAUGUGGCAUGGUGUACAUCUGUCAGUCAUGCUGAUGAGUCGACAGAACAUUUACUGCAACGAUAAGCAACUGAACAGCAGCCUCAAGGAAGAAAAAUCCAAGUCCCAUGUAAUGGUCCCUUCACAGCGUAUUGCAUAAUUUGAAAGCUGAUCCAGGGCAGAUGGCAUUCAGUGAUUAGGAAUGUGUGCUGUUAGAUUCUAAUGUAAAGUAAAACCGUUGUAGUGCUUGGUUUAGUUACAUGUUACAUUUGUCAUAAUGGUAAGUAUGGCAAGGUGUGAAUGUAAGUGUAUAACAAAAGAACAGGAAAGUGUUUCUGAUGCUAAAUAAAGAAUAAAUGCCACAAAAUUAAAAUAUUUAUUUACCUUUAUUUUUAAUUUUCAUGGUUUAACAGAACUACUUUUCUGAUACUUAAAUGUGUUCCAUGGUUUGUGUAAUAUUUUUUAUUACCCUUUUACUUACAUUAGCUCAAAAUGGGAGAGCCAUCCUUAGUCUUUUAUAAAAACAUUCUUGUUUCUGAGGCAUUGUUCUGAAUGUUUGUUUCUGGUGAAUGAGGAGGAACUAGCACCAUCAGCAGUAUUAGACUGUUUACAGAUAAAAUAAGUAGUAGUAAAGUUGUAUUCAUUAUGAGAAAUUGUUCAUUAAUGUAACUUUGUCUUGAUUUUAGGGUGGGGAGGGGGAGAGACAGGAUGACAAGGCCUUGAAGAAAAUACACUGUGACUUUAGAAGCCUUACCAUGCAGUAACUAAAGUUUUAGGAUUACUGUAUUUCAAGGAGUAACAUAGAUGUUGCAUGCAACUGACCUUAGGAAAGAAUUAACCCUCGUCUCACUAAUAAACCUGGAGUAAUAAAGACAACUUGCUUAUCUUGUUUAUUCUGUUAGUAAAUUUACAGAAUUCAAAAAUCUUACUGGAAAUAUCCCCAUUUAAUUCUUCAUCUAAGUGCAGUUGCAAAGAAUCAGGUAGUUGGAAUCCAUCUGCUGCCUUGAAGUCAGAAUGAUAGUUGGUGGUAUUUCUGCAGAAUUUAUAGUGAAUGGACACUUGCAAUUACCCUACCUUGUUACCACUGGAUGUCACUGUAGCUUUAUAUGAAUGUAGUUGAAGCAG